This is a messenger RNA of Archocentrus centrarchus (flier cichlid), 1267 nucleotides long. RefSeq names its product male-enhanced antigen 1 (gene mea1). The transcript is spliced from 4 exons. Lineage: Eukaryota; Metazoa; Chordata; Actinopteri; Cichliformes; Cichlidae. The record is from RefSeq and is a predicted model, not a curated record. The coding region runs from base 249 to 863 and encodes 204 amino acids. Gene Ontology annotation, biological process: spermatogenesis.
UGUGACGCUGCUCUGAGGGUCGCUACGCGUGCUGAAAUCUGUCUGCAGGUGUUUGUUGUUUACAGGACGUUAACCUUAAACUCAAAGAUUAUUAACCAAAAAAAAAAAGAAAGAUAAAGAAUACGUCAGUGCUGUUGCGUUCUGACGUACCCGGAAGUGUACGUGCGCAGCAGCUAACAGUUAGCUCCAGCGGUUCCGAGCAGACGGACGGAACGACAGACAGGUAAGACGGGCAGGUGUGUCUGUGGAUGGAAGUGUGCAGCUCUGCGAUGGGACCAGAGCGCGUCUUACCGAGCUCCGAGGAUGAGCUGGGAGAGGACGAGCGCCCGGCUGAUGGGACACUGAUGCCGCCGCCAGGCACAGUGUGGGGCGGGGGGGAGGAGGACGAAGAGGAGGAGGGGGACGGGGAGAUGGAGAUGGACGGCGAGGAGGAAGAUGGGGGUGGAGGAGGGUACUAUUACCAACCUCUUAACCAGGAACCGGACGGCGUGCAGCCAGAGGAUGACGAGGAAGAGCGGGGGGAGGCGGCCUCCCACGCCGAGCAGCUGCAGCAGGUGCAGCAGCGGAUAGAGGUGAUGGGGCUCCACCUCCCUGAAGCUCCCCCUCCUGACAGCGAUGAGGAGGAGGAUCCCGAAGGGGCAGCGGCUCAGAGGAGCCGUGCCUCCAUCCCCAUGGAUGCAGAUCACGUAGAGCUGGUGAAGAGGACGAUGGCGGCAGUGGCAUUGCCAUCACUAGGCGUGCCGCCGUGGGCACGGGAGAUUUCUGACGACCAAUGGAAGGACAUGGUGCGGGACACGCUGCAGAGCCGGCAGAGUGCCGCUGCCCUGCGCCUGCCCCGCUGCACCAACCUGCCUGGGCCCUGAAUGCACCACAAAAACUCAGAUCAUCUCUAAAUUAUAACUGUCAUUCAACGCAACACAUAGACUCACCAAGGGACCUUGUAGGCACUGCGACAAUUCCUACAGCAUUAAUGGACCCUGAAUGCAGCAUGGCUGCCAGGUGACAUUAGACUCACCCGAGUAUCUUCAGGUUUCCCGUUUCUGACUCACCUGAGCCACGCUGACCUGCAUUAUGACCAUUUCAGGGCCCAAAAAUAAAGACAGAAGUAUUUAAUUUAUUAAAGCAGGUAAAAAUUUCAGAUGAUCGGAGGAUCAAUAUGGUAAUUAAUCAGUAAUCAAUUAACUAUCAGUGUUUGUAAAUGGUUGUUCUGGUGUUUCUGUUAAUCAGUGAAUAAUCAAUAAAAUUAUUUUAUAAAACUUUAAAAUCA